AUGCACUCUUACAAAUUUGUGGCUUUAUAUGUUUGGAAUGGUGCUGAGUUGUGGUUAAGUUUCUGGUCAGAGGUGCAUUAUAACUCUUUAUACGACAUUCAAGGUUUGUCUUGUGUUUACGAAGUGAAACAAAAUGGUGGCUUUGUGCUUGAGGAUACUGAUUAUGAUCUUCUUUCUGAGUGCAGCGGUUCAAGUUCAGCAGAAGCCAAAGAGAAAACAUUGGCUGUUCUAGAAAGCAAGCCUCUCACAUGGACAACAUCUUCGUAUUAUUUUCUCAGUAUUGUGCAUAAGUCAACAAUACGUGUAAGCGGUCAAAACGCAGCACCACUCUUCAAGUUCCUUAAGGCAAGCAAACUCACUUUUCUAGGUUCCAGAAAUAAGUGGAACUUCACCAAAUUCUUGGUCAGCAAAGAUGGCAUAGUGAUUGAUCGUUACGGCACGAUGGUUACACCCCUGUCCAUCGAGAAAGACAUCAAAAAAGCUCUGGAAGAGGCUUGA
Messenger RNA from Brassica napus (rape), 498 nucleotides. Its product is annotated as glutathione peroxidase homolog BsaA-like. The record is from RefSeq and is a predicted model, not a curated record. Lineage: Eukaryota; Viridiplantae; Streptophyta; Magnoliopsida; Brassicales; Brassicaceae. Gene Ontology annotation, biological process: response to oxidative stress. Bases 1 to 498 code for a protein of 165 amino acids. Gene Ontology annotation, molecular function: glutathione peroxidase activity. The transcript has 3 exons.